UGGUGCGCUAGUUGCUUCUGGGUAAACACAACACCGGAGCGGGUCGCUGAGCCGCAGAUGAAGGCUAAUCAAAUGCACGUCUGGGGAAGCGGAGGGGAAACCCUGCUUUGCUCGCUUGCUACGUGCUGCAGGGCGAGCGGCGGCCGCUGCAAAUGCAAUGCGUGCGACUGCGACUCCGACUGCGACUCCUCGCUCUUUCAUGCACAUUCAUUGGCGGCGGCGGCGGCGGCAGCUCUCGGGGCUUUCCUAAUAAGACUGUUGGGCCCGGCUUUUCGCAAAGGAAGGCAGAGUGGCUCAAGAUACUUCAUUCCCCCGAGACGUUUAAGCAGGCUGGGGGCUCAUGCCGCAGGGCUGACAGACAACGUGCCGGGAGAAGUUGGCUUUCCCUUUGUGAGGAGGAAAAGCGGCUGGGGCACGGGGAACCCAAACCACCUGCGGCGGGUGAGUCGGCGUCUCCUGACCACCAGAAGGCUUCAUCCUUGGAGCAGAUGGAUGAGGAGGAAGACGAUGAUGACUUGGAUCUCUUUGGGGGUUAUGAUAGCUGCCGACAUUACAGCAGCAGUGUGGACAGUGGCAGCAGCUCCUGCCUGGAAGACUCUAGUGAGAAUGAAGAGCGAGCGGAUCAAGAAGCCAGGGGGCGGCCAGCCUCUCCCUCCCAGAUCCAAACACCUACCAGCCGAUUGCCAGAUGAUAAUGGAUCUGAGCCAGCUAUCUGUGAGAUGUGUGGGAUUGUGGGCACAAAAGAUGGCUUCUUCUCCAAGACCAAACGUUUCUGCAGCGUCUCCUGCUCUAGAAGCUACUCUUCAAAUUCCAAGAAGGCCAGCAUCCUGGCAAGGUUGAAGGGCAAACCACCUACAAAGAAAGCCAAAGUUUUGCACAAGGCAGCCUGGUCUGCUAAAAUCGGAGCAUUCCUCCAUACGCAGGGGACCGGGCAGCUGGCUGAUGGAACGCCAACCGGCCAGGAUGCUUUAGUUGUAGGCUUUGAUUGGGGAACAUACCUGCAGGACCAUGGAUGCAAGGCUGCACCUGUCAGCAGUUUCAAACAUGUGCCCCUUUAUGAACAAUGGGAUGAUGUGAUGAAAGGAAUGAAGGUAGAAGUGUUGAACAGUGAUGCUGUGCUUCCCAGUCGUGUAUAUUGGAUUGCCUCUGUUGUUAAAAUAGCAGGAUAUAAAGCGCUACUACGUUACGAAGGCUUUGAGAAUGACUCCAGCCAUGACUUCUGGGUCAAUUUGGGCACAAUGGAUGUCCACCCUAUUGGCUGGUGUGCCAUUAACAGCAAACUCCUGGUGCCACCCCGAACCAUCUACUCCGAAUAUGCAAACUGGAAAGGGUACCUCAUGAAAAAGCUUGUGGGAGCCAGGACCAUCCCAGUGGAUUUCCAUAUAAAGAUGACGGAGAACAUGAAGUACCCCUUCCGCCAGGGUAUGAGAGUGGAAGUGGUGGACAAGACCCGCGUCUCCCAGACACGCAUGGCUGUGGUCGACACAGUGAUCGGUGGCCGGCUGAGGCUUCUUUAUGAAGAUGGGGACAGCGACGAUGACUUCUGGUGUCACAUGUGGAGUCCUCUCAUCCACCCUGUGGGCUGGUCUCGAAGGGUUGGCCACAACAUAAAGAAAACUGAAAAGUGUCACAACAUGUCAAACCACCCUACUUUCCGCAAGAUCUACUGUGAUGCUGUUCCGUAUCUUUUUAAGAAGGUGCGUGCUGUCUACCCAGAGGGUGGCUGGUUUGAAGAAGGCAUGAAACUGGAAGCCAUUGACCCUUUGAAUCUGGGCAACAUUUGCGUGGCUACCAUCCGCAAGGUCCUCCUGGAUGGCUACCUUUUGCUCGGCAUUGAUGGCACAGCUUCGGAGGAUGGUUCUGAUUGGUUCUGCUACCAUGCUUCCUUGCAUUCCAUUUUCCCUGCCUGUUUUUGCAAGAAGAACAAUGUUGAGCUGACCCCUCCAAAAGGGUAUGAUGCCAAGACUUUCAACUGGGCAAGUUACCUAGAAAAGACCAAGUCCAAAGCCGCACCAGCACAUCUGUUCAACAUGGAUUGCCCAAACCAUGGCUUCAAGGUGGGUGCCAAAUUCGAAGCCGUAGACUUGAUGGAGCCCAGACUUAUCUGUGUAGCCACAGUGAAGCGGGUGGUGCAUCGACUCCUCCGAAUCCACUUUGAUGGCUGGGACAGUGAAUAUGACCAGUGGGUGGACUGCGAGUCCCCAGAUAUUUAUCCCGUUGGUUGGUGUGAACUGAUAGGCUACCAGCUGCAGCCACCGGUGAUACCAGAGCCCACGUUGGCAUUAGCCAAGGAGGUGCCAAAGAAGAGGCGGCAGCCAUAUGGAAAGAAAAGGAAAAAGCUGUCUGCUAAAGCCCGUUCCCUUAAGCAAGCAGCCAAGAAAGUGACUGCUCCUAAAGCAAAACGACAAAUGAGCACAACCAAUGAAGCCUCGUUGAAAUCAGUUCCUGACGAAGGGAUGUUGGAGGCGUCCAGUUGUGUGGACCAGAGUACACUGCCAGAAACGGAAAUCCUAGAUCCUGCACCACAAAUCCCCGAUCCUGUAAUGGGUACUAAUUAUGUAAAUGAAGCAUCCUUCCCCCAUCAAGAAACAACUCAUGAUUCAGUUGUGCCUGUGCAAGUGAAAGAAGAAAUUCUUGAUGACUUUGCAAUGGAACUGGAAAUGCCACAACUUCCAGUACCAAUCAGCUGUUUAAAGGAUGAGGAUGAAAACCCAGAGAGUCCUGAACCAAUUAGCUGCUUCAAGGAUGAAAGCAUGGAAUUGGGGGCUCCAGCCAGCUCUAUGCUGCUCAGCUGCUUAAAAGAUGAGGAUGUGGACUAAAUCCUAAGGUUGCAAAGGAACUUCAGUAGACUUGCACAGCAACCCUUGAGAAUUUUCUGUUGCCUCAUUUGGGAUCUGAAUCGUACAUUACAAAGCUGUUGUUUUUCAUUCCCCAAAAUUGCUUGGAAAACCAAAUCAUAUUGAAAGAUAAACCUACAACAUCGGCACUGUAAGAACUGAGAAUAAACUUUGCUCUCUGCCACUCUGUGGGGAGAGGUGCCUCUAGGCAUUUUAGUCUUGUGUUUGUUGAAUUUGUGUUUGGAUAAGCACCAAGCUGCAGAACCACAGACACCAUGUGCUGCAGUGGGGAGCAGGCAAGGUGUUGCAAGGGGCGCCACACCUACACUCUCCCCCAUCAUCUUUGUCUUUCUCUUUGCUGUCUUGUUGCCUGUUCCUGUAUCUUGCCAUUUUGACCAUAAAGUCCUAGAGGGCAUUGUAUGCAGGGAAUCUUCUGCAAGAGAAAAAGCCUUGGCAUGUGCAGAAAAUGCCCAUGUACCUAUUGGAGAUACUUGCUGGGUGGCUCUGGGCCAGUCCCUUCUCUCUCAGCCCAACCUACUUCACAGGGUUGUUGUGAAGAGAAACCCAAGUAUGUAGUACACCACUCCGGGCUCCUUGGAGGAAGAGUGGGAUAUAAUUUUAUUUUUUUUAAUUGCCUACCGUAGAAGAGAGUAGGGAGCUCCUACACGUCUAAUGCUCUGGAUUAUGACCCACCUCUAGAAAGAGACAGUGAAGAGAAAACCAACUGCUGGAAUAGAGAUUAAUAACAGAUACUGUUUUCCUCUCUCCUUACUGUGAACUGAGUCCAACAAAUUUUGGCCUGGAGAGAACAUUUGUGUUGUAGAAUUGUUCUAAAUACACAAUGCAAUUGUGUGUGUUUUUAUUCUGUGUUUGUGUGUUGGGGUUUGUUUGUACAAGCAAAUUUUACUGAUGGAAUCUGUAAAUAAAAUUGAAAGAUCAUGUAUUCAGAACAAAUUAAGAUCUUUUCAUAUCAUAUACACCUUAAAAACAAAUGUUUUUAGAGUAUUGAUAUCAUGUUUUUAAUAUUAACACAUGCUAAAAACUUACAGAAUUGCAUACCUCUUAGUUUUCUUUUUCAAGGAAGCCCUCUUGUAUUUUGAGAUACACAAGUGGACAAAUUUGUUGGUACCCUUAUAGCUCAUUGAAAAAGUGUUUUAUGCCUCCUGAAAAGCAAUUAAAUGAAAAGCAAUUGUCCCAUGUAUACCUGCAUGCCUUUGAGAUGUCAUCGAGUAAAGCAAAGCAAGUGUGAAAAGAGAUAAAGUAUUGCUUAUUAGACAAAGAUAUUCUAAAGUGGCCUGGACACAUUUGUUGGUACCGCUAGAAAAGAUCAUAAAUAAUUGGGUUAGAGUGAUUUUUCAAAUUAGUUGUUUUCUUUAAUUAGUAUCACACAUGUCUCCAAUUGUGCAAUCAGUCAUUCAGCCUAUUUAAAUGGAGAAAAGUAGUCACUCUGCUGUUUGGUAUCAUCGUGUGUCCCACAAUGAACAUGGACCAGAGAGUUGUCUGAGGAGAUCAGAAAGAAAAUUAUAGACAAGCAUGUUAAAGGCAAAGGUUAUAAGACCAUCUCCAAGCAGUUUGAUGUUCCUGUGACAACAGUUGCAAAUAUGAUUAAGAAGUUCAAGGUCCAUGGGACUGUAGCCAACCUCCCUGGACGUGGCCGCAAGAGGAAAAUCAACCCCAGAAUGGGCAGAAGGAUAGUGAGAAGGGUAGACAAAAAGGCAAGGACAGCUUACAAAGAAAUACAAGCUGAACUUCAAGGUCAAGGUCCAUCAGUGUCUGAUUGCACCAUCCGUCGGUUUUUGAGUGACAGUGGGCUCAAUGGAAGAAGGCCCAGGAGGACUCCACUGUUGAAAGAAAAACAUUAAAAUGCCAGACUGGAAUUUGCUAAAAUGCAUAUUGACAAGCCACAAUGCUUCUGGGAGAAUGUCCUUUGGGCAGAUGAGACAAAACUGGAACUUUUUGGCAAGUCACAUCAGCUCUAUGUCCACAGACGAAAAAAUGAAGCUUUCAAAGAAAAGAACCCCAUACCUACUGUGAAACAUGAAGGAGGCUCGGUUAUGUUUUAGGGCUGCUUUGCUGCGUCUGGCAUGGGGUGCCUUGAGUCUAUGCAGGGAACAAUGAAAUCUCAAGACCAUCAAGACAUUCUGGAGUGAAACGUACUGCCCAGUGUCAGAAAGCUCUGUCUCAGUCGCAGGUCAUGGAUCCUCCAACAGGAUAAUGACCCAAAACACACAGCUCAAAGCACCCAAGAAUGGCUAAGAACAAAACAUCUGAUUAUUCUAAAGUGGCCUUCUAUGAGCCCUGAUUUGAAUCCUAUUGAACAUCUAUGGAAAGAACUGAAACCUGCAGUCUGGAGAAGGCAACCUUCAAACCUGACACAGCUGGAGCAGUUUGCUCAGGAAGAGUGGGCCAGACUACCUGUUGACAGGUGCAGAAGUCUCAUUGAGAACUACAGGAAUUGCUUGUUUGCAGUGACUGCCUCUAAAGGUUGUGCAACAAAAUAUUAGGUUAAGGGUCCCUUCAUUUUUGUCCAUGCUAUUUUCCUUUGUGGUGUUAUUUGAAACAUUCCAUUGCAUCAAAACUCUAAAGCAAAGUUUGAUUUUAGUUAAAGGCAGAAUAAACAAUGAUGGGUGCCAA
Hemicordylus capensis (graceful crag lizard) is the source of this 5471-nucleotide messenger RNA. RefSeq names its product L3MBTL histone methyl-lysine binding protein 2 (gene L3MBTL2). Gene Ontology annotation, cellular component: eukaryotic translation elongation factor 1 complex; nucleus. The record is from RefSeq and is a predicted model, not a curated record. Lineage: Eukaryota; Metazoa; Chordata; Lepidosauria; Squamata; Cordylidae. The transcript has 18 exons. Gene Ontology annotation, biological process: regulation of DNA-templated transcription; translational elongation. Gene Ontology annotation, molecular function: translation elongation factor activity; zinc ion binding. Bases 153 to 2819 code for a protein of 888 amino acids.